UUUCUAGUUACGCCAAUCGGUUAUAUUCCGUUACCUUUCCCUUCCCUUCUUUCCAGUAGUUUCCACCUUUCCCGCAUCUUCCGCCGUGGGGAAGGGAGCAAUCGGCAAGCCAAUCCAAUCCGGUUGCUUCUCCUCCAAUCCAACCUCGUCGGCGGCGGCGGCGACCCGCGCCGCGCAGGCUGUUGAGUUAUCACGUAUUUGAUUAUGGAUCUGCCAUUGAUGGCUGCUAAAGCCUAUAAGUACAAAGCAGAACUACUUGUUAAGGACUACCUGCUAGCAGAUUCGUAUGUUCCAUACGCUUCUGUGCUUGGCGGAAUUCUGAUGUGCAAGUUGUCAUAUGAUUUCACACGCUUUAUCAGUUCAUUCUACUUCAAAGGCUAUGGUUCUCUCACAAAGAUGCAAAAGGUUGAAUGGAAUAACAGGGGCAUGUCCACCGUCCAUGCAAUAUUCAUUACACUUAUGUCAGCAUACUUAGUCUUCUUCUCGGGUUUAUUCUCUGACCAGCAGGAUGGACCAGUAACAUUUAGAAGUUCGAGCCUCUCCAAUUUCACGCUAGGGGUCUCAGUUGGGUAUUUCAUUGCGGACCUUGCCAUGAUACUAUGGUUUUACCCUUCACUCGGUGGAAUGGAGUAUCUUGUCCACCAUGUAUUGUCACUUACUGCUGUAACGUAUACUAUGCUUUCUGGGGAAGGACAGUUAUACACAUACAUGAGUCUCAUCUCAGAGACUACUACACCUGGAAUCAACCUAAGAUGGUUCCUUGAUGUUGCUGGAAUGAAAAGAUCCAAAAGAUACGUUGUUAAUGGAGUUGCAAUGUUUCUUACUUGGCUGGUUGCAAGGAUAAUUUUGUUCAUGUACUUGUUUUAUCAGAUCUUUUUACAUUAUGAUCAGAUUAAGCAGAUGGAGACCUUUGGUUAUCUUCUGGUUUGUGUUGUGCCUGCCAUACUGUUCGUGAUGAAUAUGAUAUGGUUUUCCAAGAUCUUAAGGGGCCUCAAGAAGACACUGGCCAAGAGGCAUUGAGUGGGGCAAGGGGUAUGCAUGUACAGCCACGACAAACCACCUAUCUGUAAAUUCACUCAGCAGGCCAGCAGCCUAUAGCUUCUCAUUAGUCACGAUGGCUAAUCCUGGUAAUAUCAGCUUGGCCAUUAAGAUCCAGAUUUAUGAUUGAAUGCCCAGCUUUUUAUGCAUGGAUGAUAUAUUAAUUUGUAUAUAUGUUCCGCUAUGGCUGUAUGUUCUUAAUACCCAUCUUCUUUUUCUCGGUAUAAAUGAUUAUAUCUUAGUUUUAACUUAAACAACUAUUUGCCCCAAUUUCAGUCACAUUGUCAACACAUUGCUGUAAUUUGCCAUCAGCUUUGGCCAUCAUUCCCAAGAAUAGUUUGAUCAUCAA
Messenger RNA from Oryza sativa Japonica Group (Japanese rice), 1387 nucleotides. RefSeq lists its product as uncharacterized. Lineage: Eukaryota; Viridiplantae; Streptophyta; Magnoliopsida; Poales; Poaceae. The record is from RefSeq and is a predicted model, not a curated record. Gene Ontology annotation, biological process: lipid homeostasis. Gene Ontology annotation, cellular component: endoplasmic reticulum; membrane.